UAAACAUCUUGGGGCCUAAAAGUCUUGCUACCGCAAUAUUGUUUUGAAAGUAGUGUGUUUCUGCGAAAGAAAAAGCACUCUUUUAUCCCAAUUUCUUGUUUACUUGAGAAAUUUUAUUGUGCCCAGAUGACAGGGAGAGGAAGAGGUAUUCUUGGGAAUAAGAAUGGAUUUGGUCGCGGUGGAUUUGGAAGAGGAGCAUCAUCGUCAUCUGAUGCUUCAGGAGGAGCCGGCAGGGGUUUUGGUCGGGGUGUACUCCGUACAGGCUUCACAGUGAAUGGAAAUGACGAUGUAUCAAACGGCAUGGCCGACAUGUCGCUCAACAAACCAGGCGGAAUGGCCAAUGGAUUUGGAAAGUCAGACAAUAACUCCAGCAGUGGCGGUUUUGGAUCCAAAGGAGGAUUUGGAGGUGGUAGUAGUGGAGGAGGAUUUGGAGGAGGCAGCGGGGGGUUUGGAAAUAAGUCGGACAGUAACAACAACAAUGGAAGUAGAGGGGGAUUUGGAGGAGGGUCCUCAGGUGGAGGAUUUGGAGGAGGGUCCUCGGGUGGAGGAUUUGGAGCCAAAAAGGAGGGUGGAUUUGGGGGCGGGGGAUUUGGAUCAAAGAACGAUGGCGAAUCUUCUGGAUUUGGAGGAGGAUUUGGCGGUGGAGACAGACCUCCAAGGGGAGGCGGAUUUGGAGGGGGAGGAGGAUCAGGAUGCAGAAAUUGUGGAGAAGAGGGACACUUUGCCAGAGAGUGUCCAGAACCCCGCAAAGGUGGUGGAGGUGGUGGUGACAAGGGAUGCAGAAAUUGUGGGGAAGAGGGACACUUUGCCAGAGAGUGUCCAGAACCCCGCAAAGGUGGUGGUGACAGGGGAUGCAGAAAUUGUGGGGAAGAAGGACAUUUUGCUAGAGAGUGUCCCAAUCCCAAGAAAGAAGGAGGUGGAGGAGGAGGCGGGAAGUGUUUCAAAUGUCAGGAGGAAGGACACAUGGCCAGGGACUGUCCUAAUGCUCCCCCACAGGAUCCUGACAGACCUGCACCUUAUGUGCCUCCUGCUCCAUCCGAGGACGAAGCUGAAAUCUUCAAAGUUAUUCAAAAGGGGAUAAACUUUGACAGUUACGAUAAAAUUCCUGUGGAGGUGACAGGAAGAGAUCCACCCUCUUCAAUAAAAAACUUUGAUGAAGCUGGGUUGUAUGAAAAGUUCCUGGAAAACGUGCGUAAAGCCCAGUAUGAGAAGCCCACUCCGGUCCAGAAGUACUCCAUACCAAUAGUGAUGGCAGGCCGAGAUCUGAUGGCCUGUGCUCAAACAGGCUCCGGAAAAACGGCUGCCUUCUUGCUGCCGGUCCUCACUGGAAUGAUGAAGAAUGGAAUCAGUGGCAGUAGUUUCUCCGAGGUCCAGGAACCACAAGCCCUGGUGGUGGCUCCUACCAGAGAGUUGGCUGUCCAGAUCUUUAUGGAUGCUCGAAAAUUUGCACAUGGCACCAUGCUGAGAGCUGUAGUGUUGUAUGGGGGGACGUCGGUGGGGUACCAACUCAGACAGGUUGAACAGGGAACUCACAUCUUAGUGGGUACCCCAGGACGGUUGAUUGAUAUCAUCGGCAAAGGAAAGAUCAGCCUCUCAAAGUUAAAGUACCUAAUUUUGGAUGAAGCUGACAGAAUGUUGGAUAUGGGUUUCGGUCCAGACAUCCGUAAACUUGUGGAGGAGUUGGGAACUCCUCCUAAAACAGAGAGACAGACUCUCAUGUUCUCUGCUACAUUCCCCGAGGAGAUUCAGAAAAUGGCUGGGGAUUUCCUGAACGACUAUCUUUUCCUGACUGUCGGUCGGGUGGGUGGUGCUUGCACUGACGUGACCCAGACAGUGUAUGAAGUCGAUAGACAGGAGAAGAGGUCACGAUUGUGUGACAUCCUCACAGAGACGGGUUCAGAGAAAACUUUGGUUUUUGUGGAACAAAAACGAAAUGCAGAUUUCUUGGCAUCUUAUUUGUCCCAAAAUGGAUUUCCAACCACCAGUAUUCAUGGAGAUCGACUCCAAGCUGAAAGGGAAGAAGCUCUGCGCGAUUUCAAGCUUGGGAAAGCUCCAGUUUUAAUUGCUACAUCGGUGGCAGCUCGGGGAUUAGACAUCCCUCUAGUCAAACAUGUCAUCAACUACGAUCUCCCCCAGUCCAUUGAUGAAUAUGUCCACAGAAUUGGGAGAACGGGGCGCUGCGGAAAUCUUGGCAAGGCCAUCAGUUUCUACUCUAAUGACACUGAUGGUGCUCUGGCUAAACCUCUGGUUAGGAUCCUCUCGGAUGCGAUGCAGGAAGUUCCUUCCUGGCUGGAAGAGUACUCCAAGUCAAGUAUGCCAGGAGCUGGGUAUGCUGAUGUCGGCGCCAAGUUCGGAGGACGAGACAUCCGAAAAAACCAACCACGGACAAGAGAGACCCACAAGGGUGAGGGUGGCUACCCUCUUGGUGCUGGUGGAUCCGUUAUGGUGGGAUCAGGUGGUGCACAGGAAGAAGACGAAGAAAACUGGGAUUAAGCUUUUACAGUAACUUCAAUAGGAACUCUGCUUUCCUUCAAAGACAUUGGUUGCGGCCGAGGUUGUGAGGAUCUCUUAAGCAUGAGCCAAGGAGGCUUGAUGCAUGGUGCUACAGAACAGUAGUGCUCUUAGUUAUGUUUUUUACUUGUAAAUACGUUACAUUUAGAUAGUAGACAUCAUGUUAAGCUUGUCUUACAGAAGCCUAAAACAAAAUUGAUUCGCAAAAAGUUAAAAAUCCAGACUUGAAGUUGGGAUGUGAUCACCUGGCUUUCUGCUACCUGGAUUUACCUUUUUACCAGUUUUCCUCAAUCAAUUUUUAUUUUCACAUUUGAUUAACAUUCCAAACAUACAAUUGAUGAAGGAGGAAUGAAACUAAUAACUCUUGGAAAUUCAGACUUUGAUUUGAGAAACAAAGUAGAAGUAAUGUUCGGCGGAUUGACCCCUACAGCUCGUUGACUUUGGGUCGCCGUGGUCGAGGAGGUGUGUGACAGUCUUUGGCAGCAUGGGUUUGUCAGUGACUAAGCAAUGGGCAGGAGUGAAACUCCUACCUUCAGAAAUCUAGUCCACAAGUCAGACCGAGUGCAAUAUAUACCCAAGUCUUUCAGAUUUUUUGUCGUAUUUGAAUCUCGUCAUGAUCAUGUGAUCUCAGGGUAUCAUCUUAGCCAAUCAUCACACCAUCGCACUAGUCCACCACCGCUGUGAUAUUUCAGCUGAUUUGUUUCUCAUCAUUUUGUUAUUUUACAAUUUUUUGUUGAAAUUGUUUUUAUUAAACCAUUGUAUUUUGCACAAAAA
Molecule: messenger RNA, 3285 nt
Organism: Magallana angulata
Lineage: Eukaryota; Metazoa; Mollusca; Bivalvia; Ostreida; Ostreidae
Product: ATP-dependent RNA helicase DDX4-like
Exons: 15
Coding region: 127-2493 (788 amino acids)
Biological process (GO): cell differentiation; gamete generation
Cellular component (GO): nucleus; P granule
Molecular function (GO): RNA helicase activity; zinc ion binding; ATP binding
Source: RefSeq, a predicted model, not a curated record